AUGGGUAAGUGCACAUGUGAACAGGUGCAACCCCUGGUUGCCGAGAACAACGCCCAGGCAAUCAAGGACCCACGGCUGCACGCUCCCAGUGACGUGAUCCUCAAGCUCUCCCGCUUUGCCCUCUCCUGCACCGCCACGCCCGUCGCCACGCGCCCCUCCAUGGCGCGCAUUCUCUCCGACCUCAUCGCCAUGAAGGAGGAGUUUCUCGGCCCGGACCCGGACCCCCUGGUGGUGCGGAUUGACAGUGAUCUGGAGAAUCGCCGCGGGCCGACCUUCUCGCAGGAGAUUCGGCGGGCGAAUGCGGUGGCGUCGGAGCGGGAAGGGGCAUCGGGGUCGGGGAUUAGUGUUGGGAUGGGGUCGAUCGGGGAGAUGAAGUCUGUAGAUAGCGGUGUGUGA
Closterium sp. Naga37s-1 is the source of this 396-nucleotide messenger RNA. Lineage: Eukaryota; Viridiplantae; Streptophyta; Zygnematophyceae; Desmidiales; Closteriaceae. The record is from the annotation of a GenBank genome assembly.